Messenger RNA from Coccinella septempunctata (seven-spotted ladybird), 1894 nucleotides. RefSeq names its product facilitated trehalose transporter Tret1-like. Gene Ontology annotation, biological process: transmembrane transport. The transcript has 2 exons. Gene Ontology annotation, cellular component: membrane. Lineage: Eukaryota; Metazoa; Arthropoda; Insecta; Coleoptera; Coccinellidae. The coding region runs from base 62 to 1414 and encodes 450 amino acids. Gene Ontology annotation, molecular function: transmembrane transporter activity. The record is from RefSeq and is a predicted model, not a curated record.
GCAUGAUUUUUGGAUUUCCAAAAAACUUGACAAGGGCACAUCUUCGUAGUUAGUCGGCAAAAUGGGUGCUCAGUAUUUAUAUACUUCAAUUUUUUUAGCUGCUUUUGGAGCCUUCGUGUCAGCCACUGUCAUGGGUUGGUCAUCCCCAAUGCUGGAACGGUUGAAGAAACUCGACGAUAACCCUCUGGGAAGAGUCAUAACCAGAGGUGAGAACAGCUGGCUCGCCUCUCUCUCCAUCCUCGGCUCCUGCAUUGGGUGCAUCGUGGUUGGGAUGUUCACGUCUAAAUUAGGCAGAAAAACCCUUUUAGUUCUGAAUGGAAUCAUUGUUUUCACAUUUUUCUUAGUAAUGGUUUGGGCAGAGUCCGUAUGGCUCCUUUAUGUCUGUAGGCUGAUGACUGGGUUUGGAGUUGGAGGAAUAUUCAGCGUGCUGCCCAUGUAUUUUGGAGAAAUGGCCGAAGCGAAGAACAGAGGAAUGAUCAGCACCUCCAUGGUGGUCUUUCUGAAUGGUGGAAUGCUUUUUUCUUUUGCAGCUGGACCUUACUUCACCUACUUUUCCUUCCAUAUAACUUUAGCAGCCUUAGCUGGAAUUUUUACCCUGAUGUUUUUCAUUUUUGCACCAGAGAGUCCAUAUUAUCUUAUCAGAACGGACAGAUCAAAAGCAAAAAGCGUCUUGAAGAAGCUGAGGGGAGAAGAAAAACUAGACGAAACCCUUGAUAAGAUGGAAGAAUCCCUUAGAAACCAUUCCGAGGUUUCCUUUAUGGAAGUCUUCAAGAGUAGAGCAUCUGUGAAAACUCUCAUCAUCGGAAUAGGUGGUUUCACUUUCACACAGUUUACUGGAUCGAGUAUAUUCAUGUCUUACAGUGAGACAAUUUUGAAGGAAGCUGGAGGUGCUAUACCACCAGAAGAAGGACCCAUAAUAAUAAACGUUAUACAGUUCGUGACUUCCCUUGUAGUCACCAUUUUUGCUGAUAAAUUCCCUAGAAAAUACCUACUUGCUGUAUCUCAUGCGGGCAUAGCAUUAUCUCAGAUACCUUUAGGAACCUACUUCCAUCUGAAAUUUAACGACUACGAUUUGAGCAGCGUAUCAUGGCUUCCCCUGAUUUGUAUGAUAGCCUUCUCAGUGUUGUUCAGUGUUGGUGUUGGACCAGUCUUGAUGACUUUCAUGGGAGAGAUAUUUCCCCCUAAAAUAAAGAGUGUGGUUGUUUCCUGGUUGAUUGCCUACAAUUUGGGCAGUUCUUUCCUCAUAACACUCCUAUACAACAGUUUAGAAGAUGCUAUAGGUAUCGACUACUUGUUAUGGAUUUCCGCAGUUUUUGGUUUCGCAGCUGUGAUAUUCGUUUGGUUAUGUAUGAUUGAAACUAAGGGAAAAACCCUUCAGGAGAUACAAGAUGAACUGAAUGCCCGAUACAACUGAAUUUUUUCGACCAAGAGAACUCACAUAUAGCUACUAAAUGGUAUUACAUAAAGUGUGCAAAUGCCCCAGACUCAGUAGAAGCUUUAUAAGCUCCAUCAAGUGAAAUUUUUUUCUUAACUUCAGUAUAAGAGUAAAAACGUAAAGAAUUGAUUAUUCUCAUUUGAGAACAAUGAAUGUUUGUCUUGAAGGUGAACUUCACACACCUGAAGAAUAAAAACGAGAAAAAUACUCAUCCUAGUGAAAAUCAUGUAAACCAUGUAAUAUAUAUAGUUUCCACUUAUACUCCGUAGGAGUAGAUGUAGAUGUUAUGCAUUAUAAAGCAGGUUUCCUGAAGUGAUUGCCAUUUCUUCUCAGUACUAAAAAAUCUCACAAUUUACCAGAAAUGCAUUAUAUUUUUUUAACGAUUUGUAUAUUUUUCCAUUUCUAGCUAUAACAAACCCUGAUGGUAGUUCAAUAAUAAUAAAUGUAUGAUUAUUUUUA